Lampris incognitus (smalleye Pacific opah) is the source of this 1842-nucleotide messenger RNA. RefSeq names its product glycoprotein (transmembrane) nmb (gene gpnmb). The transcript has 12 exons. The record is from RefSeq and is a predicted model, not a curated record. Gene Ontology annotation, biological process: cell adhesion. Lineage: Eukaryota; Metazoa; Chordata; Actinopteri; Lampriformes; Lampridae. Gene Ontology annotation, molecular function: integrin binding. The coding region runs from base 1 to 1842 and encodes 613 amino acids.
AUGGGAGGUCUGCGCUGUAUAUUUGUUUUGGCGUGCGCGUAUUUCGUUCAUCGAGCCGAUGGACGCAAAACAUACAGGGACAUGUUCCCUCACAAACAUCCCGGACCAGGGAAGCUUCCCUUUCCAAUCCCAGAUAUCCCAGGAUGGGAUCCUGACAGCAAGUCGUGGGACGAUUACCUCUACCCACCGUUUGGCCCUAAACCAAAGGAGCUCACGCACAGAAAAGGCAAACCGCUCAAAGUUCAGCUGACCAGCGACAGUCCUGCUAUCAACGGGUCCUCCAUCUCCUUCACUGCAAAGCUGCAGUACCCGCCGUGCCAGAAAGAGGAUGCCAAUGGGGACCUAGUGUGGGAUGAACACUGUGACGAUGCCAAUGGACAGGUGCACUCCGGCUAUGUGUACAAUUGGACUUCUUGGCUGGACGACUACGGCUUUGGGAAGUGUCCGGACCCAAAGAGAUGCAAUGUGUUCCCUGAUGGGAAGCCCUUUCCUCAAAGCAAUGAAUGGAGACGCAAAUCCUACGUCUAUGUGUGGCACACCAUGGGUCAGUACUUUGAAACAUGCGAUGGCUCCUCCUCCAGUCUGACCCUAAACACCACCAACUUCCCUCUUGGGGGAGAGGUAAUAGAGGUCAUGGUCUACAAGAAACGUGAGCGGAGGAAGUACAGCCCCCUUGCCACUGACAACGCCGUCUUCUUCGUAACAGAUAAGAUCCCGCUGGCAGUUAACAUUUCCCAGAAGACUGCGGCCAACUUGUCCGCAAAUGUCUUUUACAAUGACGAGGAAAUCGUUUUCCUCGUCGAGCCACAUGACCCCAGUGGCUACCUCAAGACCGCUGCCUUCGUCAACUACAUCUGGGACUUCAGAGAUGGCAACCACCUGGUCACACAUAGAAAGGUAGCAACGCAUGCUUACAGCACUCUGGGAAGUAUCAGCGUGAAGCUGAUGGUCGAGGCUGGGUUCCCUGCUGAGUGCCCACCUCCAUCUACCACCCCAUCUUCCAAGACUUCCACAAGUUUACCUGCUACCCAUGCUGUCACCAGCAAAGUAGAGACCACAAAGGUCCCAUCCAGCACCUGGCAGCCCAACUCUACCACUACUCCCGUGGCCAUUACAACAGGACAGCCAACCACAGAGUCCCUCCCACCUACAGUCACUGAUGUGAUGACAGAAUUCAGCCCCGCCACCAAAGCCUUGCUCCGCAACAGGCGACAGGUGGCCGACAGCGAGUGUUACCGCUAUAUCUAUGGAAACUUUGUGGGUGAUAUCACAAUUAUUGAACGAAAGCAUGCGCUGAACAAUAAACCCGCAAGUCAGAUUGUGGAUGUGUCUGCUGCCAAGGUGACCAACAGCGACAUCAGCUUCCUGGUCAAAUGCAUCGGCAGCACUCCAACUUCAGCCUGCACCAUCGUGUCAGACUCCGGCUGUAACAAGGUCCGUAACAUCAUGUGUGAUGACGUGCUGCCGGCGUCUGGCUGCGAGGUGUAUCUCAGACGGACGUUUUCGGAGCCGGGCACCUAUUGCGUCAACAUCACGCUGGAGGAUUCCAGCAGCCUAGCCGUGGCCAGCACCACCAUCACCAUCAGCAAGACGCAGGAAGUCACAUCUGCCUCCAAGACUUCUCAGGCCGCGGAGGUAGUCCUCUCCUCCAGUGCUGUGCUAGGGGCUGUGUUUGCAAUCAUCGCCUACCUGGUCUACAAGCGCUACAAAGUGUACCGGCCCGUACGUAGGUCCUUGCUGGAGGAUGGCAGCAGCAGAGGAUGCAUGAGCCGCCUGAGAGAAGUACUCUUCGCCAUCAAUGAGGAGAGUCGUCACCUCUUAACCCACAGACGUCCCCUGUAG